AUCUUCGUCUUCCGGUUUUAAAAUUCAUCUGAUUUUGCAGAUCAAAUGAUGCUUGUUCGGUCGGUGUUUCGAUCUCGGAUGAGACCAUCUGUCUCUGGUGGUCUGCAAUCUGUUUCUUGCUAUUCUUCAUCUGCUGCUUCAGCUGAAGCUGAAAGGACCAUUAGAGAAGGUCCCAGAAAUGAUUGGAGUAAAGAUGAAAUUAAGUCUGUUUAUGAUUCUCCUGUUCUUGACCUCCUCUUCCAUGGAGCUCAGGUUCAUAGACAUGUUCAUAACUUCAGGGAGGUACAACAAUGUACUCUCCUCUCUAUAAAGACUGGUGGCUGCAGUGAAGACUGUUCAUAUUGCCCUCAAUCCUCGAGAUAUAGCACUGGAGUUAAGGCACAAAGACUCAUGUCCAAGGACGCUGUCAUAGAUGCUGCAAAGAAGGCAAAAGAAGCUGGGAGCACACGUUUUUGCAUGGGUGCUGCAUGGCGAGAUACCAUUGGACGGAAAACCAACUUCAACCAGAUUCUUGAAUACAUCAAAGAAAUUAGAGGCAUGGGGAUGGAAGUUUGCUGCACCUUGGGCAUGAUUGAGAAACAACAAGCACUAGAGCUAAAGAAAGCUGGCCUCACUGCCUAUAACCACAAUCUUGAUACUUCAAGAGAGUACUACCCAAACGUCAUCACUACUAGAAGUUAUGACGACCGCCUUGAAACUCUUGAGCAUGUUCGUGAAGCUGGAAUCAACGUUUGUUCAGGAGGAAUCAUAGGGCUUGGAGAGGCAGAGGAAGACAGAGUAGGUUUAUUACACACACUAGCAACACUUCCUUCUCACCCUGAGAGUGUUCCCAUUAAUGCUCUACUUGCAGUGAAAGGCACUCCUCUCGAAGACCAGAAGCCGGUUGAGAUAUGGGAGAUGAUCAGGAUGAUUGGAACCGCACGUAUUGUAAUGCCAAAAGCAAUGGUGAGAUUGUCUGCUGGUAGAGUUCGGUUCUCAAUGCCCGAGCAAGCCCUGUGUUUCCUUGCUGGUGCAAACUCUAUCUUCACCGGAGAGAAGCUUUUAACCACACCAAACAAUGAUUUUGAUGCCGACCAGCUCAUGUUCAAGACAUUAGGCCUCAUUCCUAAACCGCCAACAUUCGUCUUCUACCUCUACAGAUACCCUUCUUCUCCAUCCACAGUGGAACAUUCAUCCAGUUCCAUCUACAACAUUUCCGUUAAGGACAUUGAAGGGAAAGAUGUGAGUUUGAGCAAGUUCACCGGAAAAGUGCUUCUUAUAGUCAAUGUAGCCUCUAAGUGUGGUCUAACACAUGGAAACUACAAAGAAAUGAACAUUUUGUAUGCCAAGUACAAAACUCAGGGGUUUGAGAUCUUAGCAUUUCCUUGCAACCAAUUUGGUAGUCAAGAGCCAGGUAGCAACAUGGAGAUCAAGGAAACCGUUUGCAAUAUUUUCAAAGCAGAAUUCCCAAUCUUUGACAAGAUUGAAGUAAAUGGAAAGAACACUUGUCCCCUUUACAAUUUCUUAAAAGAACAAAAAGGAGGAUUGUUUGGGGAUGCUAUUAAGUGGAAUUUCGCCAAGUUUCUGGUAGACAGACAAGGAAAUGUUGUGGACCGAUAUGCUCCAACAACAUCACCUCUUGAAAUAGAGAAGGACAUUGUCAGGCUAUUGGCAUCUGCUUGAACAUAAAAGUUAAAGGACAGGAGAGCAAACGCAUCGCAUCAAACAUGUCUGAGACUGAGAAUGAAAACCACUUUCUAUACUUAUUCUUUACAUGUAUGUUUAUUUAAAACCAUCCUUGGAAAAGAAGAUGCUUGUCUGAAUCUGUGAACCUCAUUUUCUGUAACAAGACCCCAACAAAAUGCUUAUGACAUA
This is a messenger RNA of Arabidopsis arenosa, 1854 nucleotides long. The record is from the annotation of a GenBank genome assembly. NCBI's taxonomy places the organism in Eukaryota, Viridiplantae, Streptophyta, Magnoliopsida, Brassicales, Brassicaceae.